Messenger RNA from Corylus avellana, 1920 nucleotides. RefSeq names its product putative inactive purple acid phosphatase 27. Gene Ontology annotation, molecular function: metal ion binding; acid phosphatase activity. Lineage: Eukaryota; Viridiplantae; Streptophyta; Magnoliopsida; Fagales; Betulaceae. The record is from RefSeq and is a predicted model, not a curated record.
AUGGCUUCUUUUGGCUCUUUCUCUUCUUGCUUCCUUAAACUGUUGUUCUUCUUACUCAUUGCCAUUACUAUUCUUGCUUCUUCUUCUUCUUCUACUUCAUCAUCAUCUUUGCAUCCUUUGGCCGCCAUCUCAUUUUCCGACCACCAUGAUCACACUUGUAUCUCGGAGUUUCGUGUUCUAAACAGAAGGAAGUUGCUGAAUUGCCAUGAUCCAAACCCUCAUCUCGAAAUUAGUGUUAAUCCAAACUCCUCCAUCUCAAAUGAAGAAUUUCUCACGGUUACCGUUAGUGGAGUUUUAAUCCCUUCAAGUAGCCACUGGAUUGCCAUGAUUUCACCUUCUUCUUCAUACGUCACAGAUUGUCCAUUGAGUGAGGCUUAUUAUCUACAGACUGGUGACCUUAGUGGUCUUCCUCUUCUGUGCCAAUAUCCUGUCAAGGCGCAGUACGUGAGCAAUGAUCCAGACUAUCUGAAUUGCACGAAGAGUGAAUGCCAGGAACGUUUGCUCGGCAAAUGCUUGGUGUCUACUUGCAGUGGUUCCUUGACAUUUCACGUGAUUAACAUAAGAACCGACAUCGAGUUUGUGUUCUUCGCAGGUGGAUUCGACACACCUUGCAUUCUGACUAGGUCCAAUCCUUUGGAUUUUACCAAUCCAAAAAUGCCACUCUAUGGACAUCUCUCAAGCAUAGAUUCAUCCGCCACAUCAAUGAGAUUAACGUGGGUUAGUGGGGAUGAGCAACCUCAACAAGUCCAAUAUGUAGAUGGCAUGUCACAAACUUCGGUAGUUAGUACAUUUACACAGGAUAAUAUGUGCAGCAGCUCGGAUCUACCAAGUCCAGCCAAAGACUUCGGGUGGCAUGAUCCUGGAUUCAUUCAUACAGCAGUGAUGACAGGACUUCAUCCUUCAAGCAACUUCUCCUACAGAUAUGGAAGUGAUUCAGUUGGCUGGAGUGAUCAAAUCCAAUUCCGUACCCCACCUGCUGGAGGAUCAGAUGAACUCUACUUUAUUGCAUAUGGUGAUAUGGGAAAGGCUCCUCUUGAUUCUUCAGACGAACACUACAUUCAGCCCGGAUCUCUCGCGGUGAUUAAAGCUGUGACCGAUGAAGUGAACUCUGUAAAUGUGGACUCUGUUUUCCAUAUUGGAGACAUAAGCUACGCAACAGGAUUCUUAGUAGAAUGGGACUUUUUCCUGCAACAAAUCAAACCAGUUGCUUCCCAAGUUUCCUACAUGACUGCAAUUGGAAACCAUGAGAGGGACUAUGUAGACUCGGGAUCAGUAUAUAUAACUCCUGACUCGGGUGGAGAAUGUGGAGUUCCUUAUGAGACUUAUUUUCCAAUGCCAACUCCAGCAAAGGAUAAGCCAUGGUAUUCCAUAGAACAAGCAACUGUUCACUUCACAGUAAUUUCAACCGAGCAUGAUUGGUCAGUUAAUUCUGAGCAGUAUCAAUGGAUGGAAGAGGACAUGACUUCAGUCAAUCGAUCAAAAACUCCAUGGUUGAUUUUUAUGGGGCACAGACCCAUGUAUACUUCUUCAAAUGCAAACACUAGCGUCAAUCCGCUAUUUGUAGAUGCCGUGGAACCAUUACUACUUGAGUACAAGGUCGAUCUGGCUUUCUUUGGUCAUGUUCAUAAUUAUGAAAGAACUUGCUCUGUUUACAAAGGAGAAUGUAAGGCAAUGCCUACUAAAGACGUAAAUGGGGUUGACACCUAUGACAACAGCAAUUACAGUGCCCCAGUGCAGGCAGUUAUUGGCAUGGCUGGCUUCACCUUGGACAGCUUCACAACUGAUGGGAAUAGCUGGAGUCUACGUAGGAUUGCUGAAUUUGGUUAUGUAAGAGUGAAUGCAACAAAGCAAGAGUUAUAUUUGGAGUUUGUGAACGCAAAUACAAGAAACGUUGAGGAUAGCUUCCGCAUAUAUCACUAA